Penicillium nucicola is the source of this 1959-nucleotide messenger RNA. Its product is annotated as putative phenol 2-monooxygenase. Gene Ontology annotation, molecular function: FAD binding. Lineage: Eukaryota; Fungi; Ascomycota; Eurotiomycetes; Eurotiales; Aspergillaceae. The coding region runs from base 1 to 1959 and encodes 652 amino acids. The record is from RefSeq and is a predicted model, not a curated record. The transcript is spliced from 5 exons.
AUGAAUGAUCAGGACAUACCCGUGACAACCUACACUGAUGUUUUGAUCGUGGGAGCAGGUCCGUCAGGCCUCAUGGCGGCGUACUGGAUGGCUCGCUGUGGUGUCAAGGCGCGUGUUGUUGAUAAACGAAGUACAAAGGUGUUUGUAGGGCAUGCGGAUGGACUGCGUCCUCGCACCCUGGAGUUGUUCGACAGUAUGGGAUUUCAGCAUCGUGUCAUGCAUGAGGCGUCCAUUUCAACCGAAGCAAACUUCUGGGUGCCUGGGGAGGGUGGAAAACUCACUCGAAAGGGUCCGUUCAACAUGUCCAGACCAGAUGAGUCCCCUUACCACAGCACACGAUUGAGUCAAGGCCGUAUUGAGCGUUUCCUUCUCGACAGUAUUCAAGAGCACUCUGAUCUUCAAGUGGAGCGGGACGUCAUUGCCGAGUCUCUGGAGUACGACGAGAACCUAGAGAAUGACCCGGACUCGUAUCCCAUCACGGUCAAGCUCCACCGUCAUGGAGGGACAGCCCCAAGUACACCAUGCGGCCAGAGCCAAUCUAUAUCUGAAGCGACUCGUGAGGACUUGGAGUGUCAGGGCUUGCUCCCCGAUGAUUGGAUUGACCAGACCCAGCCGAGUAAUGUGCAGUCGCAGGCUGAAAUUGUCCGAGCUAAAUAUCUCAUUGGGUGUGACGGCGCUCACAGCUGGACGAGAAAACAGUUGAAAAUUCCAGUGGAAGGUUCCAAUACGGAUCAUAUAUGGGGGGUGAUAGAUGUUGUGCCUAUUAGCAAUUUCCCGGAUGUUCGUCGCGUAAGCAUCAUCCACAAUGCCGCAGGGACAAUCCUCAUCAUUCCGCGUGAACGAGGCCUGGUACGCUUCUACGUUCCAGUGCACGUCUGCGAGGCAGGGUCGACAACCCGCUUCGACCGCUCGACAAUCACACCAGAGGUGAUCCGCACACGUGUCCAGGCAAUUCUUUCUCCAUUCACCUUCGACUUUAAAGCCUGUAGUUGGUGGACUGUUUACCAAGUAGGCCAGCGGAUCGCAAGCGAAUUCACCAAAGGGGAUCGCAUUUUCCUUGCUGGUGAUGCGGUGCAUACUCAUUCCCCAAAGAUGGGGCUUGGUAUGAACAUGAGUAUGCAGGACGGAUUCAAUGUCGGGUGGAAGGUGGCGCUUGUGGUUGCAGGAACUGUUCAGCCUGCAGUUCUGGCGACUUAUGAUCUUGAGCGACACCCGCUUGCGGAGAUGCUGCUUGAUUUUGAUCGGCACUGGUCGCCUAUGUUUACUGAUCGGAACCCUUCCGAGGAGAAGGAUACCAAGGCUGCUGCUAUGUUUGAUAUCGCAGGGAAAUUUGAGGAUUUUGCGGAUGGAUGGAAAGUUUUCUACCCUGGUAGCUGUCUGGUGUGUAAGCCAGGUUGGGAGGCCAUUGCUCGAUACAUCGUUCCCGGUGAGAGAUUGAAGCCAGUGAAGCUUCGCAAUCAGGCCGAAGGAGGAGCUGAAUGGACCACGAGGCUGUUGGAAAGUGAUGGGCGGUUCCACAUUCUUGUUCUGGCUGGAGAUGUCCGAAAUCCCAUGCAAAGGGGACGCCUGGAGGCAUUGUGCCAGAUUCUCACGGGACAAUCUGCAGCAACGCCAUCUCCCCUAGAUCGUUAUGUCUCAAUUCCUGGGCGCUAUGACAGCCCCCUCGAUGUCCUCACCGUUCACAGUGUGCCGUGGAAAGAGGCUGAGCUCUUUGAUUUCCCGGAUAUUCUACGUCCCUUGGGCCCAGUUCGAGGGUGGGCUUAUGACAAGAUCUGGUGUGAUGAUUCUUACAUCUUUGACCGUUAUUGUGAUGGGACGGCGUAUGAGAAAUGGGGAGUCGAUUGGAUUCUUGGAGCUCUGGUGGUUGUUCGCCCUGAUCAGUACAUCGGCUGGGUUGGGGAGUUAGGAGACGUGGAUGGGAUGACCGAGUAUUUGGAUAAGAUUCUCAUUAGAAAGUAG